AUGUGUGGUAUACUGGGAAUCUUUGGCUCUGAACUUUCAGAGAAAGACCUUCGAUCAAAGCUGAUCGAAUGCUCUAAAAUGCUUCGCCAUCGCGGGCCGGACUGGUCCGGGUACGAGAUCAUCUCGGUGUCGGAGAAGCGAAAACAUGGGAUUGGUCACGAGCGCUUGUCGAUCAUCGACCCGGAGUCCGGGGCGCAGCCGCUGUUCUCUCGCGAUGGACAGGUGAUUCUGUCCGCCAACGGAGAGAUCUACAACUACCAGGAGCUCUUGUCCGAUGAGGAGCCGCUGACAGGGUCUGACUGCGAGUCGAUCAUCCCUCUCUACAUGAAGAAGGGCACCGACUUCCUGAACGACCUGCGGGGCAUGUUUGCCUUCUUCAUCUACGACAAGCGCGACGACUCCUUCUUCGUCGCCAGAGACCACGUCGGCAUCAUCCCUCUCUACAUCGGCUGGGGCGAUGACGGUAGCGUGUGGAUAUCUUCGGAGAUGAAGGCGCUGGUUCAGGGAUGCCGCUCUCUCAGGGCCUUCCCCCCCGGGCACUCGUACUCCUCCAAGACAGGAGACUUCACACAGUGGUACAACCCCGUGUGGCGCACCCUCAAGGAGCACCCGACGCAGCGCGUGGACCUUGCGAGGCUGAGGGAGUCUUUCACCACGGCGGUGGUCCGCAGGAUGAUGACGGACGUGCCUUGGGGAGUGCUGCUGUCAGGUGGACUGGACUCUAGCUUGGUGGCGAGCGUAGCGUGCAGGCAUGUGCGGGAUCACCCUGACUCCGGUCGUUUCAGCGCCUUCCCGAGGAUACACUCCUUCAGCGUGGGUCUCGCCGGCUCGCCCGACAUCAAGGCCGCUAAGGAAGUGGCUGACUUCCUCGGCACGGUUCACCACAGCUACGUCUACACGGUGCAAGAAGGGCUGGACGCCAUCCGUGAGGUUGUACGCAUGAUCGAGACGUACGACACGACCACCAUCCGGGCCUCAACGCCGAUGUUCCUCAUGUCAAGAAAGAUCAAGGCCAUGGGUGUCAAGAUGGUGCUUUCGGGGGAAGGAGCCGACGAGCUCCUCGGUGGGUACCUCUACUUCCACAAGGCGCCCAACGGGCAAGAGUUCUUCGAGGAAACACGCGACAAGGUGCUGGCGCUGCACCAGUUCGACUGUGCGAGAGCCAACAAGAGCACCGCCUCGUGGGGGGUGGAGGCACGCGUGCCUUUCCUGGAUGUGGACUUCAUCGAAGAGGCCAUGAUGACCAACCCGGAGGACAAGAUGGUUGCUCCCGGCAAGAUCGAGAAGUACAUCAUGCGCAAGGCGUUCGACACGCCGGAGGAUGUCUACCUGCCCCAGCACAUCCUCUACCGCCAGAAGGAGCAGUUCAGCGACGGAGUCGGCUACAACUGGAUAGACGAGCUCAGAGCCAAGGCCGCUGAGGAGGUGACGGACGAGCAGUUCAAGCACCGGGCCAACCGCUUCCCGCGGGACCCGCCCGCCACGAAAGAGGCGUACUUGUACCGCAAGAUCUUCGAGGAGUUCUUCCCCACCCCUGCUGCGGCGGAGACCGUGCCCAUGGGAAAGUCGAUCGCAUGCUCUACCGCCCGCGCUCUCGAGUGGGACGAGUCUUUCAAGAACCGCGCGGACUGCUCCGGCCGUGCCAUCGGUGGGGUGCACGAUGACGCCUACGGGGACGAGUUCGAGGUCGGCGCCGAUGGCGCUAAGAAGGCAACUGGUGUAGCCCACGCGACAGAGGCUUGAUCUUUGAUGGAUCUUCCACCGCGUGGUGUCUUUUCCAUUCCGUACCGUCAAGUACAAUAUGCCAUGGUAUACACGGUACCGCUCCUCCUGUAGUUAUGUUUUCCGCCAACAAGGCCACCGGGGUUGAUCUCCAACGCUGUUUGGUCUGUUUCAAGCUUUCCACAGCGCAAUAUGACGUGAUGGUGCAUACGCCGUACCAUUAGUCCGGGCAAUGCGCCAGCCACCCUUAAGUCAUGGUUGCACGGCGACGCGCACCUAUUCCACUGCGCGAGUUGGUGUUCCAAUGAUAAUUUUUGGUUAUUUGCGUUUUUCAAGCGGAUGGGAAUGAGAGCGUUCGUUUUUUCAAGUUAACGGGGGUUUGUACCGAACAGUCGGUCCUGUAUGCGUUUCGGCGG
Ectocarpus siliculosus is the source of this 2138-nucleotide messenger RNA. Lineage: Eukaryota; Phaeophyceae; Ectocarpales; Ectocarpaceae. The record is from the annotation of a GenBank genome assembly.